AUGAGCCAGAGGCAGGAUCACCCGGAGCUGCUCGCGUACCACAACACCGGGCUGCACUACGUGGACAUCCCCGCCGAGAUCAGGAGGAAAAGAAGAAGAGGAUGCAGAGCAGGAGUUAGGCGCCGAGAGAGGAGAAGUCGGUAUAAACCAUGCCUGCCGACUGUUGUUAUGGGCAACGUGAGAUCUCUCCCUAACAAGCUGAAAGAGCUAACGGCGCUAACUCGACUACACAGAGAGUAUCGGGAGAGCAGCAUCUUGUGCUUCACAGAGACUUGGCUGAAUGAUCUUUCCUCUGACGAACAUGUCUCCCUGAACGGAUUUCACCUCGUGAGAGCGGAUCGGACAGCUAGAGAGAGCGGCAAGAGGAAAGGAGGUGGGUUAGCGAUGUUUGUGAACGACAAAUGGUGCAACCCGAGACACAUCUGUGUCAAAGAGAGGCUCUGUACGCGGGACAUUGAGCUGCUGGCUGUCGGACUUCGGCCAUAUUACUUGCCGCGCGAGUUCUCGCACGUUAUCGCGAUAACUGCGUAUAUUCCCCCAUCUGCUAUCGCAGAGGUGGCCUGUGAGCUUCUUCACACUGUGGUGUCUCAGCUGCAGACAGCACACCCCCAUUCCUUUUUUCUUAUAUCCGGAGACUUUAAUCAUGCUUCACUUUCCUCCACUCUCCCAAACUUCACCCAGUAUGUUACGUGCCACACCAGAAACAACAAGACACUGGACCUACUGUAUGCAAAUGUGAAGGAUGCCUACAGCUGUUCCCCCCUCCCCCCACUAGGUUGCUCAGAUCACAACCUGGUUCACAUUUUCCCUAUCUAUAAACCUGUGGUGAAACAACAACCUCCAACUACAAGAUCGGUGAGAAGAUGGACAGAAGAGGCCAGUGAGGAGCUGAGGGACUGUUUUGAGACCACAGACUGGGAGGUGCUAUGUGGAUCGCAUGAGGACAUCGACAGUCUGACACACUGCAUUACAGACUACAUAAACUUCUGUGUGGAGAACGCUGUGCCCUCCAGGAUGGUGCGGUGUUUCCCCAACAAUAAACCGUGGGUGACCCCUGAGCUGAAGACCCUGUUAAACCAAAAAAAGAGGGCUUUUAGGUCAGGAGCCAAAGAGGAACUGAGGAGGGUGCAGAAGGAACUUAAAGUGAAGAUUAAGGAAGACAAGGGGAACUACAGAGAGAAGGUGGAAAACCAACUACAACAAAAGAAUGUGAAAGAGGUCUGGAGAGGCCUGAAAACCAUCUCUGGACUCAAUAAAGACAAAAGCCUCAACAUAACAAAGGAGCAGGUGAGAAGAGAGCUUCGGAGGAUCAAGACCAGGAAAGCCACAGGUCCAGAUGGCAUCUGCUCCAGACUGCUCAGGGACUGCGCUGACCAACUCUGCCUGGUUGUAGCAUACAUGUUCAACCUGAGCCUCGACAUGAGGAGGGUCCCUGUGCUGUGGAAAACCGCCUGCGUGGUCCCAGUACCAAAGACCGCACAGGCAAGGGAGCCCAAUCAUUACAGACCUGUGGCUUUAACGUCUCACCUAAUGAAGACCCUAGAGAGACUGAUCCUGAAUCACCUCCAGCCCCUAGUGAGCCCAGUGCUUGACCCCCUGCAGUUUGCAUAUCAACCUGGCAUCGGAGCGGAUGACGCUGUCAUCUACUUGAUGCACAGAACUCUGCUACACCUCGAGGAACCUGGAAGUACUGUCAGAAUCAUGUUCUUGGACUUCUCCAGCGCCUUCAAUACCAUUCAACCACCACUGCUGAGGGGAAAGCUGGUAGAUGCGGGGGUUGACAACCAGCUGACCUCGUGGAUUGUUGACUACCUCACCAACAGACCACAGUACGUGAGGCUCCAGGACUGUGUGUCUGCCCAGGUGGUCUGCAGCACGGGGGCACCACAAGGGACAGUGCUCUCUCCUUUUCUCUUCACCCUAUACACAUCCGACUUCCAAUAUGACUCAAACAGCUGCCAUAUCCAGAAGUUCUCCGAUGACACAGCCAUCGUUGGACGCGUUUCAGAGGGAAACGAUCUGGAAUACAAGAAGGUGAUCAAGGACUUUGUGGACUGGUGUGAACUCAAUCACCUUCACAUCAAUGCCACCAAAACAAAAGAGAUGGCGGUCGACUUCCGGAAAAAGGCUUCUCAGCCUCCCCCCGUAGUCAUUCAGGGACUGAACAUCGAGAGGGUGGAUGUGUACAAAUAUCUUGGUGUUCACAUGAACAAUAAACUGGACUGGUCAGACAACACAAAGGUCCUGCACAAGAAGGGCCAAAAUUCUUUUACCACAACCUCAUUUGUAUCAACAUCUACAACAUCACCCACUACCACAACUGAAAACAGCACUGCUUUUACUUCAACAAACACUUCAUCCUAUUCAACAUCACAUGCUUCCACUGAAUCUACCGGAACUUCGGCCCAAACAACAAUUACAUUUUGCUCAACAACAGCUACAGAUGAAACCACAACACAGACGUCGUCUGCAAGUACAACAUCUACAUCUACAUUAACGCCCUUUACAUUUGCUUCAACAAGUCCUACGUUUUCAGCAACAAUAUCUUCCCAGACUACGUCUCCCUCUCUAACUACAUCAUCAACAGCUUUAACGACAACAGAAACCUCAACAACAGAUUCUUUCACUACAACCCCUUUUGUAGCAACAUCUACAACACCACCCACUAGCACAAUUGAAACCAGCACUGCUUUUACCUCAGCAAAAACUUCUACUUCAUCAGCAAGUGCUUCCACUGCAUCUACCAGCACUUCAGCGCAAACAACAAUUACAUUUGGCUCGACAACAGCCACAGAUGAAACCACAACAACGUCGUCUGCAAGUACAACAUUCACAACCUUUCCUACAGAGACCACCGCUAUUUCCACAACAAGCUUUUCAAGCACUGCCUCAACUUCAUCGACAUCAACCCCGCUUACAUUUGCUUCAACAAGUCCUACGUUUUCCGCAACAAUAUCUUCCCAGACUACGUCUCCCUCUCUAACUACAUCAACAGCUUUAACGACAACAGAAACCUCAACAACAGAUUCUUUCACCUCAACCCCUUUUGUAGCAACAUCUACAACACCACCCACUAGCACAAUUGAAACCAGCACUGCUUUUACCUCAGCAAAAACUUCUACUUCAUCAGCAAGUGCUUCCACUGCUUCUACCAGCACUUCAGCGCAAACAACUAUUACAUUUGGCUCGACAACAGCCACAGAUGAAACCACAACAACGUCGUCUGCAAGUACAACAUUCACAACCUUUCCUACAGAGACCACCGCUAUUUCCACAACAAGCUUUUCAAGCACUGCCUCAACUUCAUCUACAUCAACGCCGUUUACAUUUGCUUCAACAAGUCCUACGUUUUCCGCAACAAUAUCUUCCCAGACUACGUCUCCCUCUCUAACUACAUCAUCAACAGCUUUAACGUCAACAGAAACCUCAACAACAGAUUCUUUCACUACAACCCCUUUUGUAGCAACAUCUACAACACCACCCACUAGCACAAUUGAAACCAGCACUGCUUUUACCUCAGCAAAAACUUUUACUUCAUCAGCAAGGGCUUCCACUGCAUCUACCAGCACUUCAGCGCAAACAACAAUUACAUUUGGCUCGACAACAGCCACAGAUGAAACCACAACGACGUCGUCUGCAAGUACAACAUUCACAACCUUUCCUACAGAGACCACCGCUAUUUCCACAACAAGCUUUUCAAGCACUGUCUCAACUUCAUCUACAUCAACGCCAUUUACAUUGGCUUCAACAAGUCCUACGUUUUCCGCAACAAUAUCUUCCCAGACUACGUCUCCCUCUCUAACUACAUCAUCAACAGCUUUAGCGACAACAGAAACCUCAACAACAGAUUCUUUCACCACAACCCCUUUUGUAGCAACAUCUACAACACCACCCACUAGCACAAUUGAAACCAGCACUGCUUUUACCUCAGCAAAAACUUCUACUUCAUCAGCAAGUGCUUCUACUGCUUCUACCAGCACUUCAGCGCAAACAACUAUUACAUUUGGCUCGACAACAGCCACAGAUGAAACCACAACAACGUCGUCUGCAAGUACAACAUUCACAACCUUUCCUACAGAGACCACCGCUAUUUCCACAACAAGCUUUUCAAGCACUGCCUCAACUUCAUCGACAUCAACGCCAUUUACAUUUGCUUUAACAAGUCCUACGUUUUCCGCAACAAUAUCUUCCCAGACUUCGUCUCCCUCUCUAACUACAUCAUCAACAGCUUUAACGACAACAGAAACCUCAACAACAGAUUCUUUCACUACAACCCCUUUUGUAGCAACAUCUACAACACCACCCACUAGCACAAUUGAAACCAGCACUGCUUUUACCUCAGCAAAAACUUCUACUUCAUCAGCAAGUGCUUCCACUGCAUCUACCAGCACUUCAGCGCAAACAACUAUUACAUUUGGCUCGACAACAGCCACAGAUGAAACCACAACAACGUCGUCUGCAAGUACAACAUUCACAACCUUUCCUACAGAGACCACCGCUAUUUCCACAACAAGCUUUUCAAGCACUCCCUCAACUUUACCUACAUCAACCCCGUUUACAUUUGCUUCAACAAGUCCUACUUUUUCCGCAACAAUAUCUUCCCAGACUACGUCUCCCUCUCUAACUACAUCAUCAACAGCUUUAACGACAACAGAAACCUCAACAGAUUCUUUCACCUCAACCCCUUUUGUAGCAACAUCUACAACACCACCCACUAGCACAAUUGAAACCAGCCCUGCUUUUACCUCAGCAAAAACUUUUACUUCAUCAGCAAGUGCUUCCACUGCAUCUACCAGCACUUCAGCGCAAACAACAAUUACAUUUGGCUCGACAACAGCCACAGAUGAAACCACAACGACGUCGUCUGCAAGUACAACAUUCACAACCUUUCCUACAGAGACCACCGCUAUUUCCACAUACAACAUUCACAACCUUUCCUACAGACACCACCGCUAUUUCCACAGUAAGCUUUUCAAGCACUGCCUCAACAUCAUCUACAUCAACGCCGUUUACAUUUGCUUCAACAAGUCCUACGUUUUCCACAACAAAAUCUUCCCAGACUACGUCUCCCUCUCUAACUACAUCAUCAACAGCUUUAACGACAACAGAAACCUCAACAACAGAUUCUUUCACCACAACCCCUUUUGUAGCAUCAUCUGCAACACCACUUACUAG
This is a messenger RNA of Oryzias latipes (Japanese medaka), 5175 nucleotides long. The record is from RefSeq and is a predicted model, not a curated record. NCBI's taxonomy places the organism in Eukaryota, Metazoa, Chordata, Actinopteri, Beloniformes, Adrianichthyidae.